AUGGGUGACAGAAAUGGAGAUGCUCCAGAAUUUGGGUUGAAUUUGAACCUACCCCCACCAAGGAUUGUUGACCUUAGACCUCAAUCUCCCCCUGCUCAGUUACAAGCCAUGUCACCAGCAUCACCACCAAGUUCAUGUGUGUCCAUUGAGCUCAACCAGGAUGACAGUAACAACAACCACCUUGGACACCCCAACAGCCCUGAAGGUAUUUCCCUGGUGUUAGUAGGUUGCCCUCAUUGCCUCAUGUAUGUGAUGAUCAAUGAAGCUGACCACAAGUGCCCCAAAUGCAAGAACACCACUUUGAUUCAUUUUCCUGAUGACAAAAACCCUGUCAUAAGGAAGGGAUAG
Molecule: messenger RNA, 348 nt
Organism: Sphenostylis stenocarpa
Lineage: Eukaryota; Viridiplantae; Streptophyta; Magnoliopsida; Fabales; Fabaceae
Source: the annotation of a GenBank genome assembly